UGGCAUCUAAUAGUCCCUUUUAAAAAACGCAAGCAAAUUUCAAAACAGCGGGACAACCCGAUGGCCUUCUGGCCGCCAAACACGUGGUAGUUGUUCGAGAGAUGGUAGUUUAUAUAUCAACAGGAAAAUAUGGUGCACAAUCGUAAUCGGGAGGCACUGUAUGCAUCGUAUUAUCUCUGCCGGUGGUGUUCAAGGCGAGACUGGUCAUCACCUCCUGAUUCUCGAGUUGAUGCUUCCAGGCGUGUCCUUUACUCCUCAGUCUUCCUUGGUAGUCCUGGUGAUGCCAGCAAUACGAGUAUCGGUAGUGGUGAAGGUACAGGAGAGGAGGACGACGAUUCUAAUGGCAAAAAAAACCAAAAAAAACGUGGUAUAUUUCCUAAGGUGGCAACAAAUAUUCUAAGAGCCUGGUUGUUUCAGCAUCUAACGCACCCAUACCCAUCGGAAGACCAGAAAAAACAAUUAGCUCAAGAUACAGGACUGACGAUAUUGCAAGUAAAUAAUUGGUUCAUCAAUGCACGGCGAAGAAUUGUACAACCAAUGAUAGAUCAAUCAAAUCGAGCAGUUUAUUCUCCGAUUUCAGUAUACACCCACCCAGGACCGUCAGCCGGCUAUCCGGAUGCAAUGAGCUACAUGAUGGACGGUCAAGCUCAGAUGAUGCACCGAGCGCCAGGUGAUCCAACUUUCCAUCAAGGCUACCAUUAUCCAGCCGCGGAGUAUUACCCUCACCAUUUGUAAUGAACGCAAUGUUUUGAGCCAUUAGUUUAGUUAAUUGUGUCAUGAAAUACCUUUCUAACACAUCACACAUAUUACAAGUGGAGGUAUCGAGCAGCAACCUGUUCCCGGUGAACAUAAUUACUUUAUGUAAACAAUCGAAAACAAUGUGGCCAUCUAGAGGAACCAAAAAGUGAAGAAACUGUUAUGAAAAAAGACGAACGUUCGAGAGUAAAGUCAAAUAACAUUUACAAGCAAAGAAAAAAGGAAAACGCUUCAACAAAGGCAGUUGGGUCACGGAUGAAUCAUUGCAUACAAAAACAACAACUCAUGACUCUUCUGAGACAUCAUGAACACACCACAACAUGGUUCGUUCUUCGUCUCCUGAUAGUGAAUAGUGAAUUUGCAGACAGUUAUUAAAAAUGCCAUCCUACUUUGAAAGCAUCUUUCUCAACAUCAUAUAUUUACCAAACACUUACUAUAGUUUCUUAGAGAAUAUUUAUUUGUUAUAUAUGAGUAUAUUUCCUUCAAGGCAUGGCUUUCCACAGUCUACUACAGCAGAUUAAUUAAAUGUGGAAAAUAGGAAGCAGAAAACUGAACAGGAUGAUAUGUAAAUCAGCACAGCUUAUUUUAUGAAACACUCAGAAUUAUAAGAAACUGAAACGGUUAAUUCUUAAGAGAGAGUCGUUACUAAAGACAUAGCCAUUGUCUGGCAGUAGGGAAGUAAGCCGGUUGUCUGAUAAGACGUCUUAUGUUGGACCCCAUCCUGAAUAUAGUUAGGUGGAGACACUGAACGGAGCCAAUUGAACAUGUCAAAUGCCAGAGCCAAUCGAACAUUACGACACAUAACAUGUCUUAGGAUGUACAUGGAAAAGUUAUUGUGAUGGUGAUAAUUUUUUUACUCUUUCCUUGUGUUAUCGAGCGUAGAAAAACAAAAAUAAACAUUUUUUUUUUCUGUAACACCAA
Molecule: messenger RNA, 1677 nt
Organism: Topomyia yanbarensis
Lineage: Eukaryota; Metazoa; Arthropoda; Insecta; Diptera; Culicidae
Product: homeobox protein homothorax-like
Exons: 8
Coding region: 130-735 (201 amino acids)
Biological process (GO): positive regulation of transcription by RNA polymerase II; brain development; positive regulation of cell population proliferation
Molecular function (GO): DNA-binding transcription activator activity, RNA polymerase II-specific; RNA polymerase II cis-regulatory region sequence-specific DNA binding
Source: RefSeq, a predicted model, not a curated record